Monosiga brevicollis MX1 is the source of this 1524-nucleotide messenger RNA. RefSeq lists its product as uncharacterized. The transcript has 7 exons. Gene Ontology annotation, biological process: base-excision repair; base-excision repair, AP site formation via deaminated base removal. Gene Ontology annotation, cellular component: mitochondrion; nucleus. Lineage: Eukaryota; Choanoflagellata; Craspedida; Salpingoecidae. The record is from RefSeq and is a predicted model, not a curated record. The coding region runs from base 1 to 1524 and encodes 507 amino acids. Gene Ontology annotation, molecular function: uracil DNA N-glycosylase activity.
AUGGCGAGCAAGACGAAGCAGGGCGAACAGGCGCCCAAAAAGGCCAAGGUGUCGGCCGCGGCCGCAGAUGACCUAGAUCUACCCGCCUUGUUCAACGAUGGGGGCGAGGCGUGGCUGCCGUUGCUCGAGAGCACGAUCCGCUCUCAACCCAGCGUGCAGGACUUUCUGGGCAAGGGGCGGGCAAGCAGCAUCGUUCCGGUCCGCGAGCUCACCUUCCAGGCGCUCAAGGCAAAUGCACCGGGAAAUUGGAAGGUCAUCAUCUUCGGUCAAACACCGUACCCCCGCGUGGAGAGCGCCACUGGCGUGGCCAUGCUAGACAACACUUUUACGCAGUGGGAAGACAAGCGCUUUGGCUCGGUGACCAGCAUGCGUUGCAUUAUGAAAUCCGCAUCCAUGUGGAAGUUUGACGUUCCCAAGGCCACAACUGUGGCCGAGCUGCGCACCCUCUUCAAGAAACAAAAGGUCGUCUCACCACACCAAUGGUUUCAAGCCAUGCUAGCCCAGGGUUGCCUUCUCCUCAACGCGGGCCUUACCUCAAGCACAGAUAAGGCCAUGGCGACAUCCAAGCACUCAACCUUUUGGAAGCCCAUUGUGGCUCGUAUCGUUGAGAGCAUCAUGGCGGAAAAGGCGGAAAAGAAGGAAGGCGUCAUUUUCGCUUGGUGGGGUUCGCACGCCAAGGCCCUCCGGAAGAUUGUCGACCAACUUGCGCUCAAGUAUCCAGAUUGCCAGGUGGUCCAGCUCGACCACUGCAAUCCCGCAGCCAUGGGGGAUGCCUUUUGUCAGGGAACACACUUUGCGGACAUUAAUGACGCGCUCGAGUCGCUGCAAUACAAGCCGUUUGAUUGGCUUCCGACCGAGGUUCGUAUCAUCUCAAGUCCUCACCGUGGCAACAUGCCCCACAAUUUACCCGCAACAGAUCUGCACAAAAUGUAUCUCGAGCGUCUGCAGGAUGUUGCACAAAAGGACGAGCAGCUGGCGCCCGUCACUGGAAUCAUGGACAUGCCAGUGCCUCCGUUUGCGACGGUGAUGGCAGCCAUCAUUCAAGCGCUGCCGUCUGCACAGUAUGCCAUUGACUCUUCUUUGCAGUAUGCUAAGGAACAGAACGACGCCAUUCUCAGCGUCGAUGAGAUUGCCGUCAUUAACCUGUACACGCAGGCCUCGGCCUUUUACCGCCGCCUGAAUGAGGUGCUGCGCAACGGCAAUCGAGCGCUUCUUGUACCCUACUACUUUUACCUGCGCCUCUUCUUUGAGGCCGUUGGCAAGCUUCACAAGCACCGUGGCGCCAACCUUGAGCCGCUCUGGAGAGGCGUGGGCCUCGACUUGCGCAAGCUUUACGGCAAAGUCAAGGCGCCUAGUGCUGUGAGCAUCAUGGACUACAGCGCGUUUAAAGGCGAAGCCGAGUACGUGCCUUUGGUCUCUGUUCUGGCUGAAAGGGUAGAAGAUGACUCGAAUGAGCGACUCUUCAAGAUGUCCCUGAUGACGCUCCGAACUUCAUCGCAGGUUGAUCUUGGCGCCAGGUACUGA